Molecule: messenger RNA, 4772 nt
Organism: Symphalangus syndactylus (siamang)
Lineage: Eukaryota; Metazoa; Chordata; Mammalia; Primates; Hylobatidae
Gene: C2CD5
Product: C2 calcium dependent domain containing 5
Biological process (GO): positive regulation of protein targeting to membrane; positive regulation of D-glucose transmembrane transport; intracellular protein transmembrane transport
Cellular component (GO): plasma membrane
Molecular function (GO): calcium ion binding; calcium-dependent phospholipid binding
Source: RefSeq, a predicted model, not a curated record
CGAUCGAUGCUUUCUUCCGCGCCCCGAGAGCCGCCAUUUUUGAGGACAGGGGAGGAGAAACAAGCAGGGGCGGCAGAGGUUCAAUGGGAUGCUGACUAGGUUUCGCUUUUCGUCCCAGCCCUGUGGGGCCGGGACGGAGGAACCCAUCAAAGCCCUUCCUCCCCCCGCCUCUCCGGAAUGAGGUCUCAGCACCCGCGCCGGACAGCACCCUUCCUCCUGCGACAGAGCCUAAGAAGAGGCCGAAACCGAGACCAUGCCUGGGAAGCUGAAGGUGAAAAUCGUGGCCGGGCGCCAUUUGCCAGUGAUGGACCGUGCUAGUGACCUGACUGAUGCCUUCGUGGAGGUAAAAUUUGGUAAUACCACCUUUAAAACAGAUGUGUACCUUAAGUCACUCAACCCUCAGUGGAAUUCAGAGUGGUUUAAAUUUGAGGUGGAUGAUGAAGACUUACAGGAUGAACCUUUACAGAUCACAGUUCUUGACCAUGAUACUUACAGUGCAAAUGAUGCCAUUGGUAAAGUGUACAUUGAUAUUGAUCCUUUACUGUAUAGUGAAGCUGCAACAGUCAUCUCAGGAUGGUUUCCAAUUUAUGACACCAUACAUGGUAUCCGUGGGGAAAUCAAUGUAGUUGUCAAAGUAGACCUCUUCAAUGAUUUAAAUCGAUUUAGGCAGUCAUCAUGUGGAGUCAAAUUCUUUUGCACAACGUCUAUUCCAAAGUGCUAUAGAGCUGUGAUAAUUCAUGGAUUUGUAGAAGAACUUGUGGUCAAUGAAGACCCAGAAUAUCAGUGGAUUGAUCGAAUUCGCACACCAAGGGCAUCAAAUGAGGCCAGACAGAGACUCAUUUCAUUAAUGUCAGGUGAGCUGCAGAGGAAGAUUGGCUUGAAAGUACUUGAAAUGAGAGGAAAUGCAGUUGUGGGGUACUUACAGUGUUUUGAUCUGGAGGGCGAGUCUGGGUUAGUGGUGCGAGCCAUAGGAACAGCGUGUACUCUGGAUAAAUUAAGUAGCCCAGCGGCAUUCCUUCCUGCAUGUAAUUCCCCAUCUAAAGAAAUGAAGGAGAUUCCCUUCAAUGAAGAUCCCAAUCCCAAUACUCACUCAUCAGGACCCUCAACCCCUCUGAAAAACCAAACCUAUUCCUUUUCACCUUCCAAGUCCUACAGUCGACAGUCCUCUUCUUCUGACACAGAUUUGAGUUUGACACCCAAAACUGCACCUUACCCACAGGGACCUAGGAUUUACCUGUGUCCCAGCUCCCCCUCUCUCUCUUGUGGUUCCCUUCAUCUUAAAAAGUCCUGUCUCCUCCUCUCGGAAUCUAGCCUUACCCCUCAUCAUUCUAGCCUUGUCAGCCCAGUUCUGAGGAAAAGUGUUUCUUUCAGUGAAGAGUUGUUCCUGGCUGCUUCUGGAAUGGGAAGUGGUAGUGCUGGAAAAGAAGGGGGGCCCUUUAAAGCUCUUUUAAGACAACAGACUCAAUCAGCGUUGGAACAGAGGGAAUUUCCAUUUUUUACCUUGACGGCAUUUCCUCCUGGAUUCCUUGUACACGUUGGGGGUGUAGUUAGUGCACGUUCUGUGAAGCUUUUGGAUCGUAUCCACAAUCCUGAUGAACCAGAAACUCGAGAUGCAUGGUGGGCAGAAAUCAGACAAGAAAUAAAAUCACAUGCUAAAGCAUUAGGCUGUCAUGCUGUAGUGGGCUACAGUGAAUCAACUAGCAUCUGUGAAGAGGUCUGCAUUUUAUCUGCAUCUGGCACAGCGGCUGUACUGAAUCCUAGAUUUCUGCAGGAUGGCACCGUGGAAGGCUGUUUGGAACAGAGGCUUGAAGAAAAUUUGCCUACACGUUGUGGAUUUUGCCAUAUACCAUAUGAUGAACUGAAUAUGCCAUUUCCGGCUCAUCUCACAUAUUGCUAUAACUGCAGGAAACAAAAAGUUCCUGAUGUUCUGUUUACAACUAUAGACCUCCCAACAGAUGCAACAGUUAUUGGAAAAGGUUGUCUUAUUCAAGCAAGAUUAUGUCGCUUAAAAAAGAAAGCACAGGCAGAAGCAAAUGCUACAGCUAUCAGUAAUCUCUUGCCAUUUAUGGAAUAUGAAGUGCAUACUCAGCUAAUGAAUAAACUAAAACUCAAAGGAAUGAAUGCUUUGUUUGGACUAAGAAUUCAGAUCACAGUGGGUGAAAAUAUGUUGAUGGGCUUAGCGUCUGCCACAGGUGUAUAUUUAGCAGCUUUACCAACUCCUGGUGGUAUUCAGAUUGCUGGGAAGACUCCUAAUGAUGGCUCAUAUGAACAACACAUCUCUCAUAUGCAGAAGAAGAUAAAUGACACAAUUGCUAAAAACAAAGAGUUAUAUGAAAUCAAUCCUCCAGAGAUAUCUGAAGAGAUUAUAGGAUCACCCAUCCCAGAACCUAGGCAACGCUCAAGACUUCUAAGAUCUCAAUCAGAAAGCUCGGAUGAAGUUACAGAAUUAGACCUUUCACAUGGGAAAAAAGAUGCUUUUGUUUUGGAGAUUGAUGACACAGAUGCCAUGGAAGAUGUCCAUUCUCUACUUACUGAUGUUCCUCCUCCUUCAGGAUUUUAUAGUUGUAAUACAGAAAUUAUGCCCGGUAUAAAUAACUGGACAUCUGAAAUACAGAUGUUCACUUCAGUAAGAGUAAUCAGAUUAAGCAGCCUCAACCUGACUAAUCAAGCUCUCAAUAAGAACUUUAAUGAUCUCUGUGAAAAUUUGCUCAAGAGCCUGUACUUUAAACUACGAUCUAUGAUCCCCUGCUGCCUUUGCCAUGUAAAUUUUACAGUAUCUCUGCCUGAAGAUGAAUUAAUUCAGGUUACAGUCACAGCAGUCGCAAUAACUUUUGACAAAAAUCAGGCUUUACAAACCACAAAAACCCCUGUUGAAAAGUCAUUACAAAGAGCCUCUACAGAUAAUGAAGAACUUUUACAAUUUCCACUGGAACUAUGUUCAGAUUCACUUCCUUCUCAUCCUUUUCCACCAGCUAAAGAACACCUGGAGAGUGCAAGUUCUAACUCAGGUAUACCAGCUGCACAGAGAGCAACGUCAGUUGAUUACAGUUCCUUUGCAGACAGAUGCAGCAGCUGGAUAGAGCUCAUUAAACUGAAAGCUCAGACCAUAAGGCGUGGAUCAAUUAAGACAACCGUGACAGUUGAAAAAGCAAGUCCAGUGGGUGAUGGAAAUUUCCGGAAUCGUUCUGCUCCACCUUGUGCAAAUUCCACAGUUGGGGUUGUUAAGAUGACACCUCUUUCUUUUAUUCCUGGAGCAAAAAUAACUAAGUAUCUUGGGAUAAUUAACAUGUUUUUUAUUCGAGAGACUACUUCUCUUCGGGAGGAAGGAGGAGUCAGUGGUUUUCUCCAUGCUUUUAUUGCUGAAGUGUUUGCAAUGGUGAGAGCUCAUGUUGCUGCAUUAGGAGGGAAUGCUGUUGUCUCCUACAUAAUGAAGCAGUGUGUCUUCAUGGAGAAUCCAAAUAAAAACCAGGCGCAGUGUCUUAUAAAUGUAAGUGGUGACGCAGUGGUUUUUGUUCGUGAAUCUGACUUAGAAGUGGUGUCAUCUCAGCAACCUACUACCAACUGCCAGUCAUCAUGUACUGAAGGCGAAGUUACAACCUGAGGAAAAUUAGGAAAAAAGAGCUCAACUAAAUGAAAUUCAUCAAUCUCUGUUAUUUUGUCGUUAAUUAUCUUCUUAGACUUAAAAUUGAACUUGAGAUAAAUAAGGAAGAAUUGAGUAGAUUUGAUUUGCCUGGAGUCUUUUGGAGGCAUGAGAAUUUUCUAAUCUUGACAUUUUGUUUGCCUGUUCUAGACAGGCCCUAUGGGGUCUUGACCCUUCAGUAAGUUAAGAUAAAUUUUUAAAAGAACUGUAGCAAAGAUGGAACCUUUGUAAUUUAUGUUGAUUUUAAUAAAAUCAUAAUUUAAAAAAUGAAAUGGGAAGAUUGUUAGGAAAUUAGGAUAGCUACUCUAGUGUAAUUUAGAAAAACUAAGCAAGAGAUUCUCCAGUUGUUAGCGAGUAAGCACUCUGAUUUGAGAAAUGUGUGGGGACAAUGGGGAAAAGUUUUCAGAAAACUACUAUGUAGAUUUCUGAAUGUGUUUUAUUUUGCUGAGGAAUUUGGUAACAACUGAAGGGAAAAGUGCUUCAGCCAUCUUUUGAAAUAAGUUAAAAUUCUGGAACUUGUAUCUGUAAUGCAUCCUAACUCUUGUAAAAGAAAAUAAUUUAUCAUAGCUGGUGUCCUUUCAUUGAAAGUUUUAAUACUGUCUCUAAGGAGGGAGGAAAAGAUUAUUAUAUAAUUUUAUAACUGGCAACAUUUGAGUUAGUAUUGACUUUGUCUAAAAGAGGCUUGACUUCAACCGGGAUAAAAAUGUCAGUGAAUUUUGUUAAAGUAGUAAAAAUACAGUUGACUUAGUAGGAACAUAAAAUUAUUUUCUAAUAAGAUAAUAUUGCACUCCUACCAAAUAGGAUUUUAGUAAUAUCUGAGGGAUUGUUGAUAGUGAGUUAGACUGUAUUUGGCAUAGAAUUUGGAAAUGUAACUUGAAUGUAAAUAUGCUGCAAAAUGUUGAAUGUAUACAUAGAAAGACUUUUUCUGUCGACGCCAAAUGCCCGUUGUAAAUGAACCUUAAAUAUUACAUUCCUCCUUUGCACAAUAAUAUUUCUUUAUAACACUUAUGUUUUUUUCCCCCAGGACAACAAACUGCCCUUAAGAGUCAUUUCCUUGUUAUCACAGGUGUCAAUAUUUUUCUGUAUUUUGUUUAUAAUUUUAUUUUUUAAAUAAAAAGUUUAUAAAAAUAAA